Messenger RNA from Tarenaya hassleriana, 1170 nucleotides. Its product is annotated as protein trichome birefringence-like 42. The coding region runs from base 41 to 1135 and encodes 364 amino acids. The transcript is spliced from 5 exons. Gene Ontology annotation, molecular function: O-acetyltransferase activity. The record is from RefSeq and is a predicted model, not a curated record. Gene Ontology annotation, cellular component: Golgi apparatus. NCBI's taxonomy places the organism in Eukaryota, Viridiplantae, Streptophyta, Magnoliopsida, Brassicales, Cleomaceae.
AUUGGAUCCUCAUUGUAUCGCAUUUUCUUCUCUCAAAAACAUGAGCUUCAAGGGAAAUUAUCAUUUCGUUAUCCUCUUACUUUUUCUUCACGAUUACAACGUAUUUGCAGAUAAUAAGUAUACUGAUAUUAUUGUUGGAGAAAAAGGACAAGAAGAGACAAAAUGCGAUAUUUUCCAAGGAAGUUGGGUUUUUGAUAAUGCGUCUCAUCCUCUCUAUGAUUCGAAAUCGUGUCCCUUCAUCGGAAAUGGCUUCGAUUGUCAGAAAAAUGGUCGGCCCGACAAGGACUAUCAACACUACCGGUGGCAACCCUCCGGCUGCAAUAUUCCAAGAUUCGAUGGUCGAGAUUUCUUGAAGAGAUACAGAGGGAAGAAGAUAUUGCUGGUCGGAGAUUCACUAAGCAACAACAUGUGGGUGUCACUGAGUUGCAUGCUGCAUGCAUCCGUCCCAAAUUCUACGUAUACCUUCCAUUUCUCCAACCCUCUCUCCACCUUCACUAUUCCGGAGUACGAGAUUACAGUCAAUUGGAUAAAGAAUGGGUUCCUUGUGGAUUUGGUGUGGGACAAAAGAGGCAAAAUUCUGAAACUGGAUUCGAUCAGUUCAGGGAGACAGUGGCUUGGAGCUGACGUCGUCAUCUUCAACACCUUCCACUGGUGGACUCACACCGGCCGAGCCAAGUCAUGGGACUAUUUUCAAGUGGGGGAGACGAUUGUGGAAGAGAUGGACAGAAUGGAAGCUUUCAAGAUUGCACUGACGACAUGGGGGAAAUGGGUUGAUAAGAACAUCGAUCCUUCCGAAUGUAGGGUUUUCUUCCAAGGUGUUUCAGUAUCACACUUUAAUGCAACCGAAUGGGGAGGGAAGAAGGGGAAGAGCUGCGUAGGGGAGACAGGGCCGGUUAAAGGACAGAAAUACCCCGGACCGAGGGACAAAGGAGAGGCCAUUGCGAGGAGUGUGAUCAAAGGGAUGGCUAAACCGGCUUACCUCCUGGACGUAACGUUGCUGACCCAACUCAGAAAGGACGGUCACCCUUCUUCCUACGCCGGCCGCCCGGGCAAAGACUGUAGCCACUGGUGCCUGCCCGGCGCCCCUGACGCCUGGAACGAGCUCCUCUAUGCCGCUCUCACCACCUCUUUCUAACUAUUCUUUCUUUAGGGUUUGGAAUAAAAUCGGUG